This is a messenger RNA of Solanum stenotomum, 2811 nucleotides long. RefSeq names its product putative pentatricopeptide repeat-containing protein At3g15130. The transcript is spliced from 3 exons. Gene Ontology annotation, molecular function: RNA binding; zinc ion binding; protein binding. The coding region runs from base 356 to 2437 and encodes 693 amino acids. Gene Ontology annotation, biological process: RNA modification. Lineage: Eukaryota; Viridiplantae; Streptophyta; Magnoliopsida; Solanales; Solanaceae. The record is from RefSeq and is a predicted model, not a curated record.
AAAAGUAUUUCAUAGUCUUUCAAGGGGUCAUUUUGGUUGGACGCAAAUACAAAUUCAUAAUUCGAACAUAGCAGAAGUAUCACUAAAAAUAGGUUUAGUGCAUCAGACUUUUUGAAGAGAUUGAAAGGAAAGAGGCUGAUGCUGGUAGGAGACUCAGUGAACCGAAACUAGUUUGAAUCUCUCCUGUUACAUAAUAUAUAACCCAAACCACCCUUGGGGCGAAAAAUUAGAACAGUCGUAUAUCUGAACCUGGAUUCCCAUUUAACUACAAUUUUUCGGAGUUUCAAAUGAGAUGACAAAUAUUUGGACAACUUCUUUGAGUUCCACAAGAGAUUUAUAGAUAUCUGGUAAGAAGAUGCCGCAAGGUACAUCUUUUGUAAUGAAUGAGAGACAAAGGUUGGCUGAACUACUGAGAAAUUGUUCUAAGAUUUUGUCUUUAGAUGUGGGAAAGCAAGUUCAUGGAGCUGUAUUAAGGAUGGGUUAUGCAUUUGAUUUGAUGAUAAGCAAUGAUCUCAUUGAUAUGUACGGGAAAUGCAGUAGAGUGGAACUGGCUCGCUCAGUGUUUCACAAAAUGCCUGAAAGAAAUGUGGUUUCCUGGACGGCUUUAAUGUGUGGAUAUUUACAACACGCUAAUGCUCAAGAAUCCUUGUUGCUUCUCUCUCGGAUGCUCUUCUCAAAUGUAAGACCCAAUGAAUACACUUUUUCCACCAACUUAAAGGCAUGUGGUAUUCUUGGUGUUCUGGAAAAUGGACAACAGAUUCAUGGUUUGUGUGCUAAAAGUGGGUUUGAAAAGUAUCCAGUUGCAGGUAAUUCAAUUAUCGAUAUGUACUCAAGAUGUGGGAAACUUGGUGAGGCUGAAAACAAGUUCCAUGAAAUGCCAGAAAAGAGUCUCAUAACUUGGAAUGUAAUGAUAGCAGGAUAUGCAAUGGGAGGAUUUGGUGAUAAAUCUUUGUAUCUGUUCAAACAAAUGCAACAACAAGGAGAAAUGCCAGACGAGUUUACGUUUGCAAGCACAUUGAAGGCUUGCAGUGGUUUUAAGGCGGUGCGUGAAGGAAGCCAAAUUCAUGGUUUUCUUAUUACUAGGGGAUUCCUUAUUUCCAGCCAAAAAGUUAUUGCAGGCGCCCUAAUUGAUUUGUAUGUCAAAUCAGGAAACUUGUUUGAAGCUCAUAAGGUGUUUAGUCAAGUUGAACAGAAAAGUGUGAUAUCAUGGACGACACUGACCGUAGGGUAUGCUCAAGAAGGCAAACUAACAGAGGCAAUGAACUUGUUCAAGCAGCUCAGGGAAAGUAGCAUCACAUUGGAUGGGUUUGUGCUGUCAAGCAUGAUGGGUAUCUUUGCUGAUUUUGCUCUAAUUGAGCUUGGGAAACAAUUGCAUUGUUGUGCAGUAAAAAUACCUUCUGGGUUAGACAUAUCUGUAUUGAAUUCAAUCAUGGAUAUGUAUCUAAAAUGUGGGUUAAUAGAGGAAGCCAAAACACUUUUUGAUGUUAUGCCAGAAAAAAAUGUGAUUUCAUGGACCGUUAUGAUCACCGGGUAUGGGAAGUAUGGUCUUGGUGGAGAAGCAGUUGAACUAUUCAAGAAAAUGCAUAUGGAUAGGAUUGAGCCUGAUGAGGUUUCCUACUUAGCUCUGCUCACAGCUUGUAGUCAUUCGGGGUUAGUUCAAGAAAGUGAAGAAUACUUUUCAAAACUAUGCAAUUCAAAUUGUUUAAAACCCUCAGUAGAGCAUUAUGCUUGCAUGGUUGAUAUCCUAGGUCGAGCUGGACGCCUAAGAGAAGCUAAGGUUGUGAUAGAGAACAUGCCAGUAAAACCAAAUGUUGGUAUUUGGCAGACACUGCUUGGUGCGUGUAGAGUACACAAGAAUGUAGAAAUAGGAAGAGAAGUUGGGGAGAUUCUCUUAAAAUUAGAUGGCAAUAAUCCGGUGAAUUAUGUUAUGAUGUCAAACAUUUUAGCUGAUGCCCGCCUAUGGGAAGAAUGUGAGGGAUUAAGAGGACUGGUGAAAACGAAAGGUUUAAGAAAAGAAGCAGGACAAAGUUGGGUGGAGAUCGACAAGAAGAUGCACUUUUUCCACAACAGAGAUGAGACACACCCACUUACUAAAGCUAUCCAUGAAUUUUUGUAUAAGAUGGAGAAGAAAAUGAAAUAUGAACUUGGUUACACACGGGAAGUAAGCUUUUCAUUACACGAUGUUGAAGAUGAAACAAGGGAUGAGAGCCUGAGAUUUCACAGCGAGAAAUUGGCAAUUGGUUUGGCACUUCUUUCUGGUGCCGAUGAAAUUGAGGGGAAGCCAAUUCGUGUUUUCAAGAAUUUGAGAGUUUGUGGAGAUUGUCAUGAGUACAUCAAGGGUUUGUCAAAGAUUUUGCAGAAAAUAUUUCUUGUUAGAGAUGCCAAUAGGUUCCAUAAAUUUGAGAACGGAACAUGUUCCUGCAGAGACUAUUGGUGAUGGCAUAUUUUAAGUGACACAACUAAGGAGAGAGAAUUUGUGAAGGGCUUUCCGAAGCCUAUCUAAGCAGGAAAUGCUGCCAGAGCUCGAAGAGAAGCAGAGAUUGAGAUUCAGGUGGAAGUUGUAGUAAAGAGAGUAAACCUGUUUUGAGAGGAGCUAUCCUUUGAAAAUGAAGAUUGUGGAGGAGGUGAUUAAGGAAAGGCAGCUGCCAGUAGUCCUUUUAAACGUAACACAGUCAAUAAAUUUCCGCAAGGAUGACCACCCAUCAGUGUAUGAGAAGAUCGGUAGAAGGGUGAAGCAAGAUUGUGGCCAUUGGUGUCUACCCGGAGUCCCCGAUGAAUAGAAUGAGCUAAUCUGUGCCACCUUUUGUUUUU